GUGGCCAGGCGGAUAACCUGGGCAGGAGGGCGAGACAAGUCCUCGGUCCCACCCCGCGCGUCCCUCUGACAGCUGCCCACUGCCGGCCGGGUGCGGGCCAUCUGCGGUCUGCGGCGAGGAAGCGACCCGCGCCUGCGGUUUAGAUGGGUUUCCUUUGAUUUCUCUCUGAGAGUAAGUUGUUCGGGGGAGGUGGCUGGGUACUGGGAGACGGUGCCUGCGCACUGGGUGACGGCUCUGCCGCGCCAGCCGGGACAGCAGCUCCGUGGCGGAUCGUAGCCUCCACCGGUGCGCCUUCGGUCAGCGGAGCCACGAACUGGCCGGGAGAGGUCGAGAUUUCGCUGACCCUAAGCGGCCCUGCGCCCCGGUUAGCCUCUCGCCUCUGUUUCGCGUGCGUGGACCUGCCGCCAGCGCCCCCGGAGCAGCGGGAGAGAAGCCGGGGCUCCCCUCGGACAGCGCCUUCAAUGAGUACUGGUGCAAGCUGCAGCGACUCUGAAACGGAGGGAGGUCCAGCGAUGGGCUCUGCCGCGAGGCGGCGGCUCUCCCUACCCCUGAGCUGCGCGCUGCUCCUCGGGCUGGUGGGCGCGGACCUUGAAUUCCAGAAGGCGGUGCUGGCCGGCGUCAGCCCCGGGAUGGCAGAGGACGUGGACCCCCAGUGCUGGACCGCGUGCUCGCUGACGCUGAUCGAGCUCAAGGAACUCAAGAUAGAGCGCAGCGUGGAUGCCUUCUGGAAUUUCAUGUUGUUCCUGCAGAAAUCCCCGCGGCCCGCACAUUACAGCGUCUUCUUAAACAUAGCUCAGGACUUCUGGGACAUGUACAUAGACUGCCUGCUUUCCAGGUCCCAUGGGAUGGGCAGAAGACAGGUGACGCCUCCCAAGUAUAAUUUUCCAGAGAAAGUAACAGGAGGUAAUUUAAAUGUGUACUUAAGAGGAUAGUUUUAAUCACAAUUCAAUAUUUAAUCCUUUGGAUUUUUUCAAGUUUAUUCAACAUGACAGCAAAUUUCCCUACGUGAUAGGCUUUUUAUUUUUAUUGGUUUUAUAUAAUUUGGAAACCAUGGGAGUACUGAUGUAUAAACACUUGACCCUAAAUGGUCUUGGAAUAUAACACAUUUUGGUAAUCACAAAAGUUAAUGUAUUGUUUUCCCAAGAAUAGUUAGUUGGAAAGCACUUUAACCCUGUAGUUACUCAUAAUUGUUGAAGAAUGUUUAAACAUCAUGUACUUAGGCUUCAGAAAUGAUUUUUUGAUAGUGGUAGAAAAGGGUGGAAUCUUGAGUCAUAGUAGAGUAAAUAUGAACGACUUCUCUCUAAUCUACAGGACUGAGUUUUAUAAAACACGAGGUUUUAAAGAAAAGUUUAAGAGGAAAAACACAGAGGAUACCUCAGGCAAGAUAAUAUUAUCUGGAGGCUUAACCGUCAGUGUUUAUGAGGUCAGAUAUCUCCUGCAGCAGUUACCAGAAUAGAUUGUUAUUUGUAGUUCUUUACUAUUGGUCAAAGUUGUAUUUUUGUUGAUGUGUAAUUGCUUUACUAUUACUGUUCCACCUUUUCAGGUUAUUUGUUAACAAUUUUUAUUUACUUUGCAGAGUGUCUUUGUUUUAAAGAGAACACCACUUACAGUGGACAUGUGAUGUAUUUUUACCACAGUAGUCAAUUGAGCAGCAUUGUAACUUAUUUUUAUAAGGUACCUUAUUCCCUCAAUAUUGAUCAUAGAAACUGUGCCAACUCUAAUGCCAGUAUUAUCUGAAAAAUACUGAAUCUUGAUGUAGUAUACUGUGUAGGUACUGAAACGUGCAUUUCAUCACCAGGCCAUCUUAUAUAUUAAAGUAUUUUUCUAUGCAUUAAGAACUAAAAAUUUUGUGUUCUCAUUUUCAUUGUCUUAAUUUGGACAAUAAAACAGCAAA
Lepus europaeus (European hare) is the source of this 1894-nucleotide messenger RNA. RefSeq names its product family with sequence similarity 237 member B (gene FAM237B). NCBI's taxonomy places the organism in Eukaryota, Metazoa, Chordata, Mammalia, Lagomorpha, Leporidae. The record is from RefSeq and is a predicted model, not a curated record. The transcript has 2 exons. The coding region runs from base 462 to 932 and encodes 156 amino acids.